Molecule: messenger RNA, 921 nt
Organism: Brassicogethes aeneus
Lineage: Eukaryota; Metazoa; Arthropoda; Insecta; Coleoptera; Nitidulidae
Source: the annotation of a GenBank genome assembly
AGUCUAGUUAAAUUUUGGGCCACCUCUCCAAUUAAGGAUACCUAAUUAUAAUGAACAAUAAUUGGAAAUUAAAAGCAAUUAACACAGCUUAUAAGAAAACUACUGAGACUAGAUAUUUCAAUUAUAUUGUUAAACCUAAUGUUAUAAACCUCAUAGGAAACACAAAAGACAAAACCGUAUUAGACGUUGGUUGUGGAUUCGGGAGAUACCUAGAAAUUCUCUCUAAGCAUGACCCGUCAAAAUUAGUGGGAUGUGAUAUUUCUGAGCACCAAAUACAAUUGUGUAAAGAAAGUGUACAAAAUAAAGAUAUAGAAUAUUACAUAGUCGAUUUUUCUGAUGCUAGCAGCUCUAUAGCUUUAGGACAGAAUAAAUAUGAUAUUGUUUACAAUGUGCUUGUAUUAUUAUAUAUAGAGACUCUUGAUAAAUUAAAAACAUUUAUUGAAAAUUGUUACAAAUGCUUAAAAAAGGGUGGAAAAAUGGUUAUAUGUACGUCAGACAUUAAAAGUGCUUCAUUUUAUCCAGAAGUCUUUAAUAUUCUAAAACUUUCCGCAAAACCUUUGACUAAGGAUAAUGAGUAUACAGAUGGUUGUCCUAUACAAUUAGAAAUUAUAGAAAAUUGCAUUGUCACCUGUUAUCAAAGAAAUUUCGAGACCAUAAAACAAUUAAUGGAACAAGUGGGUUUUACCGAUGUUAGAAAAUGUGAUCUAUUUUUAGAAGAAAUCUCCUUAGAAGCCUUUACGGAUAAAGAAUUGAAUAUUAUAAAAAAAUCUAAUAUAUUCUUAUUUUUAGAAGCCAAAAAACUUUAAGAAUCAUCCCCUGGUGAUGUUGCAUGGCCAAUAUUGCAAGUAAAUAAAUAUUUUUAUACUUGCAAAAUACUAAAAUAAAUGUUUGCCUGUUAUUACUAGUUUUCUUGAAAUGAUU